Messenger RNA from Larimichthys crocea (large yellow croaker), 1853 nucleotides. It is a transcript of the gene ift57, whose product is annotated as intraflagellar transport 57 homolog (Chlamydomonas). Gene Ontology annotation, biological process: non-motile cilium assembly; intraciliary transport. The record is from RefSeq and is a predicted model, not a curated record. Gene Ontology annotation, cellular component: cilium; intraciliary transport particle B; microtubule organizing center. The coding region runs from base 442 to 1692 and encodes 416 amino acids. Lineage: Eukaryota; Metazoa; Chordata; Actinopteri; Sciaenidae. The transcript is spliced from 11 exons.
GGACUUUUAUUUCGAAAGGUCCCGACAGGAAGUGAAGACGAGCGUUAGCUCCCGGUGCUAACGGCUAAUCGGUACCAGGUGAUUAAACGGCGUGACGUCACGUCUGACGAAACGUUUGUUUGAUUUAAACCGACUUUGAAGCCCGGAUACAUACCGGAUACAUACCGGGAUACAUACCGGGAUACAUACCGGGAUACAUACCGGGAUACCGUUAGCCACCUAGCGGGCUAGCGCGAGCGUUCGGUUGCCUGGCAACAGACCGGAAGCCAAACAAACCGGGCUCGCGGCUAACAGGUGUGACCGUCGGUAAAGUCUCCGGUGUGACCGUCGGUAAAGUCUCCGGUGUGACCGUCGGUAAAGUCUCCGGUGUGGCCGUCGGUAAAGUCUCCGGUGUGACCGUCGGUAAAGUCUCCGGUGUGGCCGUCGGUAAAGUCUCCGGUGAUGGCGGAGGACGGCGGCAGACGAGCGGACGAAGAGGAGCGCGGGCCCGGCGCGGCUCACCAGGUGUUCGCGGUGAUGGAGUGUCUGCUGGAGAAGCUGAAGGUGCUGAACUACGAGGAGGAAGUCCUGCACAGACACAACAUGAAGAACCUGUCCAGACAUUACUUCGUCUCCAGUCCGUACCUGGCGUUCAACUCGGGCGAGCAGUUCUACAUGUUCACCAUCAUCGCGGCGUGGCUCAUCAACAUGGCGGGCAGGCCGUUCACAGAGCCUCAGGAGUACGACGAACCCAACGCCACCGUGUCCAACAUCCUGUCCGAGCUCAGGGCGUUCGGUGUUAAAGUGGACUUCCCGCCCUCCAAACUGAAAUCCGGUUCGGGUGAACACGUCUGCUUCGUGUUGGACCGCCUGGCUGAGGAGGCUCUGAAGAGGAGGGGCUUCUCCUUCAAAAGACCGAACUACCCAACAGAAACCACAGAAGAAGAGUCCGUGGUCGAGGACAACGCGGAGCUCACGCUCAGCAAAGUCGAGGAGGAGAUGAUCGAGGAGCCCGAUGAGGACGAGGAGAACGUCAUGGACCUGGAGGCUCUCAAGUUACGGAGCACGCACACCGAAGCAGAAGCAUCCUCCAAGCCGGACGAGAUCCUGGAGUCGACGGUUGAUGCAGCAGAGUGGAACCUGGAGGUGGAGCGAGUCCUGCCCCAGCUCAAAGUGACCAUCAGGACGGACAACAAGGACUGGAGGAUCCACGUGGACCAGAUGCAUCAACACAGAGACGGCAUCAAGUCGUCGCUCAAAGAGGCCAAGAGCUACCUGGACAAACUGCAGGAGGACAUCGGGAAGACUCUGGAGAAGGUGAGCAGCAGAGAGAAAUACAUCAACAACCAGCUGGAGCAUCUGAUCCAGGACUACCGCGGCGCUCAGGCCAAACUCAGCGAGGCGAAGGAGCGCUACCAGCAGGCCAGUGGAGGAGUGACGGAGAGGACCAGAGUCCUGGCAGAGAUCAGCGAGGAGCUGGAGAAGGUGAAGCAGGAGAUGGAGGAGAAAGGCAGCAGCAUGUCUGACGGAGCUCCGGUGGUGAAGAUCAAGCAGAGUUUGACGAAGCUGAAGCAGGAGAUCGUUCAGAUGGACGUGAGGAUCGGUGUGGUGGAGCACACGCUGCUGCAGGCCAAGCUCAAAGAGAAGUCCAACAUGACACGAGACAUGCACGCCACCAACAUCCCCGAGCCGGCCGCCGGGUCCUUCGCCUGAGUCCACGUCCAGGCCGUGACACUGCACGAGAACCGAGCGUGUCUCAGGAUGUCUCCGCUCUCUUUGUCCUGAAUGUCACUGAUUUAUUUCUCAGGUUCAGUUUUCAUGAAUAGUAUUUGGCAUCAUAUUUUGUGUAUGAAAAUAAACUUUGAUGGAAAAAC